Candoia aspera is the source of this 3039-nucleotide messenger RNA. RefSeq lists its product as uncharacterized. NCBI's taxonomy places the organism in Eukaryota, Metazoa, Chordata, Lepidosauria, Squamata, Candoiidae. Bases 52 to 3039 code for a protein of 995 amino acids. The record is from RefSeq and is a predicted model, not a curated record. The transcript has 5 exons.
CAUGAGGCUGAUGAGCAGAAGCCAGGCUGGGGUCAAGCUCCUCAUCUCACAAUGGUGUAUAAUAGGGCAAGCUGUGAUUACCCCAAUGCCUUAUGUGAUAUUCCAGCGUCCAUGUUUGAUGUACAAAUGGAAAAGGCAUGCAUAGGAAAACCCCAUGAAGUCAACAAAAUAAAAAUACUCCAUGACAUUCCUAGGGCUCAACAUCAAUCCAAAGACAAUUUCCAGAGCAUCUUGGAAUCUGCAGAACUCAAGGGCAGAGAUGCUGAUUUAUCAUCAACAUGUGAGCACUUCCAGAAACGUCUUUAUGGGAAAGAAGACUGGGGCACUGAUUUCAGUUGCACCAGGAAAGAGGUUAAAGGUUUAACAGCUGGGACUGCUAGUGCCAAAUUGGUCAGAGGACUGAAAACGACUGUGGAUGUAAGUGAUAGGCAACAUGUGCCAGGAAAUUUAACAAAAAAUAAUCAGCAUGUCUCAGAAUUGGCAAAAGAAAUGCAAGUCCAAAGGGAUUCUAACAGCUUGCUAAAAACAGAUGAAGCAUGUACCCAUACAUCCGAAGUCAAUUCCACAACAUUACCUGCAGAACCAGAUUCCGUAGGUCUGCACUCUGUCUUUCGACAUAAAAGAGAAAAGCCAUCUGUUCACCUUUUAAGGAGCCAUCUCCAAAAGGGAAAAUGUCCAGAUAAGCAGAGUGAAGCCCGGCACGAUCACAAUGGAUCCAUUCAGAAGGCUGCUAAUCAGGAAGAAACAGUUACGACUGAAAAAGCUUUCCAGUGUUGUGAGCAAGAACCUGUAUUCAGAUUUGUAGAUGCUCCGGACAACCCUUUAGAACCCAGCCAAUUUUUUUUAUCAAAACAGCUUCCUAAUAAUCUUGGCCAGUUCUCUCAUACUGAACAGAAUGUUAAUUGGAAAAGUGACCACAUAGCCAAGCAAGCUAAUGAGAUACCUCUGAAAGAACGAGGUCUAAUAAGCCAGUCAAGAAUAAAAGACUGUCCAUUGAGAGAGAAUUCAUCCAGAAAUUUAUCUGGGAAAAUUAUGGAUCCAUUAACAAGUAAAGAACACACUUCUGUUAUGGCAAUCAACAGAAGUGCCAAAGAAGAAAUUCAGGGAAGAGGAAGUAAGUCAGAACUGAAUGCAAAAAGAGACAGGAGUUGUGGUAUUUAUCGCAAUAAUAGUAACAGUAAAGAUUUUAAAGCUGUACCUGAUGCACAGAAUUAUAUCUACCACAUUCAGGAGCAUAAUUCACUAAUGCCCACUGAGCCUAAAGAUGACUGGCAAGCACUAGAGAAAACAAGCCAAGAUAAAAGUAUAGAAGGAGGUAAAUUGAGACCCAUAUUCACAGCAUCAUACAAAGUUAGAUUUUUCACUGAGGUGCUGUUAGAAAUUAACAAGAAUUUUAAAACCAAUGCAAGCCAAAAGUGCACAGACAUUGCUGCAAAUCUGGAACCAACUCUCCUGGACGCCAAACGUGUCUCAAGGCUGCCACCACCCAAUUCCCAACAAUUAGUAUCAGAGAAAAAUUCUACUCCUGUGAAACAUUUGAAUGAGGGCAUUAAAAGCUUAGGUUUGGAUUUGGCCUGUUCUCCAUUUGAAACAACUACAUUAGCAGGUCCAGACACCAUGCAGUCUUCAACUCCUACCAGCACUGAGAAUUGUGGCACAAGCCAAAACGCUCAGAAUGGUGUGAUAGGCAAAAUAACAGUGCAUGGUCAGGAUAUAAACAAACCAGAAAAAGCAUCGGAAAGUUGCAGUGCAAACAUACUGUCAAUAUUUGAACAUCUUGGGCAAACUGAAUCCAUUCAGACUGAAAUGGACAGAAGCAUGGACACAAAUACAAUGACACCAUGGCAAGAUAACUAUAAAGGGAUAGAAGAAACCCAAAAGACUCAAAUAAUACAGUCAGAGAAAGAAAGUGAAGUGUUUGUUGCACCUGAUCUUGAGGAAGCUGAAGUAGAACCUUAUAUGAGAGCUCUAAUUGAUUCAGAACAGGGACAUGUUAGUCAUGGUGAGUAUCAAAAAAGGGAAAGACAAAGUCAGAGCAAAAUUAUGCCAUAUGAAAUGGAUACCAGGGAAACUGAAAAGUCAGUUGGAGACAACCUGGAGGAAGUUGAAGUGGAGCCUUACAUGAGGGCACUCAUUAAUUCAGAACCGAUAUAUUCUUGGCAUGAUUACCCAGACUCUAUGCCUCCAUUCAUGGAUUUUUCCAAUGAGCAAGCUGCUGUUCUGGUAGGAAGAUUAGAGAGUGGAUGUACAGUUACAACCACAGACCACAAUCAAAGCAGAGAUGGUGAGAGGCAAAAUUCUUCUGAGCAUGGAGUGGGGAUUUUAGAGAGCCCCUUGCCCUGUGCUUCUGAGAACAACUAUCAUUCUGAAAAAGCAUUACCACAGGUCAAAACUCAGUCAUGCACAUUAGGAACAAAUGGAGGAGAUAUUUGUGCAUUAGAAAAUGAGAGGACAACAUCACAAGAAGCUUCCAAAAUCUCUAAGCCACCAUCCCCUCACAAAAGUGCUGAUGACAUGAAGAGUGGGCAAGAAAUAGUAAAGAAGAUGAUGGCUAAGGUGCAGUUUAAGAAACCAUGUCUUGAAACGAAGGAAAAUGUCUGUAACAAUACCAGCUGCAUUACAAACAUCUGGAGAACAGAGGCUGAUUUAAUGCCCAAGGAAGAUAAGAGAGAAGAACGGAAAAUGCUGAGCAAAAAGGACAACAAAGCACCCAUACUGCUGAGGAAAAUCCAAGCAGAACUGUUUCCUGAUUUCUCUGGAAAUAUCAAAUUAUGUUGCCAGUUUGGAGAAGUCCAUUCAGAUUCCACCAUUACCUGGACAAAAGAUUCUAAGCUUCUUGCUCGAGUUCACAGAAGUGCAAGAGAUGACCUUCCAGUAUCUCUGGCAAUAGUUCAAGCUGGGAAAAAAGACCAAGGCCUGUAUCAUUGCUGCCUGAAGAACAUAUAUGGAAAAGCAACUUCAGAAUUUAACCUGACCUCUGAAGUUUUGGAACAUCUUUCCAGUCUUCAGGAUAUUGAAGUCCCAGAGGAGGCAGCCUAA